CUGCUGUACACAUGGGCAGAGGAGCGGUCCACCGCGGCUACUUCCGAGCUGUUGGUCCCCGCGGCAGACCGGACCUUUCAAUGAAUUUCUCGUCCCUUCGGCAGCAGCUUCCGUGACCUGUGCUCCCCGUGAUUCUACCCUCCGUGAUAUGCCUGCUCCAAGAGUCCCAUGAGAGCGAGAGAGUAGCUUUCUGGUGCCAGUGCCCUGCUUUCAUUCAGGCAAAUUUACUAUCAUUCUCGGAGGAUGGCAGCUCUUGGUCUGUCUCCCACAUGUGCUAUGUCCAACCAGGAGCCUGCCUAUGUCCAUGAGUCAGAAAUUCCUCUUUCUUCAAAAGACCAUUCCUGUCCCCAGGAUGUGGAGCUGUUUGCAUACAAUGGCCUGGAGCCUCAUACAUCAACCAAUGUUGGUUCCCAGCCUCAGCCAUCUUGGAACACAUACAGGCUGGGUUCUCACCGACCCCAAAUGUGUGUGGUGUUACAGAAAUCAGUGACUUUCCAGGAUGUUGCCGUGGACUUCACUGAGAAGGAGUGGCCCUUGCUGGAUUCUUCUCAGAGAAAACUGUACAAAGAUGUGAUGCUGGAGAACUAUAGCAACCUUGCCUCAGUGGGGUGUCAGGUGAGCAAACCCAGCCUCAUCUCCCACUUGGAGCAAGAAGAGGAGCUGAGGACAGAGGAGCAGGAACUUCACCAAGGCCCUUGUCCCGAUUGGGAGACUCCAUCUAAAACCAAAUGGUCAAUUCUUAUGGAAGAUAUUUUUGGGAAGGAAACAUCUCAUGGUGUGACAAUGGAAAGCAGUCGGCUUGGAGAGAAAUCCAGUGACUAUGCUAACCUGUUUGACGUCUUCAGCAUGGGUGCUCAUCUUACUCAGCAAAUGGGAAGGCACACUAGCAAGAGGCCUUAUCACCGCCGGGACUGUGGGGUGACUUUCAAGAACAGAUCUCAUGUAACCCAACAUGUGAACAUUUACAAUGGGAGGAAAAUGCAUGAAUGUCAUCAGUGCCAAAAAGCCUUCACCACGAGUGCUUCCCUUACACGGCACAGGAGAAUACAUACUGGGGAGAAACCCUAUGAGUGCAGUGCCUGUGGGAAAGCUUUCAAUGACCCCUCAGCUCUUAGGAGUCAUGCAAGAACUCACCUCACAGAGAAGCCCUUUGACUGCAGUCAGUGUGGAAAUGCAUUCCGAACCCUCUCCUCACUGAAGAUACACAUGAGAGUUCACACUGGGGAGAGACCUUAUAAGUGUGAUGAAUGUGGGAAGGCAUAUGGCAGGAGCUGCCAUCUCAUUGCACACAGAAGAACACACACUGGAGAGAGACCCUACGAAUGUCACGACUGUGGGAAAGCUUUCCAGCAUCCCUCACAUCUCAAAGAGCACGUCAGGAACCACACUGGAGAGAAACCCUACGAAUGCACACAGUGUGGAAAAGCCUUCCGAUGGAAGUCCAACUUUAACUUGCACAAGAAGAACCACAUGGUAGAGAAAACAUACGAGUGUAAAGAGUGCGGGAAAUCCUUUGGGGACCUCCUCUCACGGAGAAAACACAUGAGAAUUCACAUUGUAAAGAAACCUGUUGAAUGUAGACAGUGUGGGAAAGCCUUCAGAAACCAGUCCAUCCUUAAGACACACAUGAAUUCCCACACUGGAGAGAAACCAUAUGGGUGCGAUCUCUGUGGGAAAGCCUUCAGUGCAAGCUCCAACCUAACUGCGCACAGAAAAAUACACACUCAAGAGAGGCGAUACGAGUGUGCCACCUGCGGUAAGGUCUUUGGUGAUUAUUUAUCGCGGAGGAGGCACAUGAGCAUUCAUCUCGUAAAGAAGCAUGUUGAAUGCAGACAGUGUGGGAGGGCCUUCAGAAACCAGUCGACCCUUAAGACACACAUGAGGAGUCACACAGGAGAGAAGCCUUAUGAGUGUGAUCACUGUGGGAAAGCCUUUAGCAUCUGCUCGAACCUUAAUGUGCACCGGAGGAUACACACUGGGGAGAAGCCCUACGAGUGCCUGGUCUGCGGGAAAGCCUUCAGUGAUCACUCAUCCCUCAGGAGUCACGUGAAGACACACCGGGGAGAGAAGCUCUUCACAUCGUCAGUGUGGAAAAGGCUCCAGUGACACAUCUCUUUAAAGAGAAACAUGAGAGCGCAGACCUGGCAGGUGUAAGGAAGGCAGGAAGCCUUGAUGAACUCAUCUCACUGGGCACAAAAGAAUAUGUGUUAACUUGGGAGAAAUCCAAUUUGUGUAAUAACUGUGGAAAGACUUGGGUUUUUCCACAUCACUUUGGAGAUAGUGUGAGAACUCAAGAUAGUUGAGAAAACGUGUUUGUGGUGUGAAGAAGCCGUCAGUGUACGUUUAGCUCUCAACAAACAAGAACUUAGGGGGAGAAACCCUAGUCUGAUAUUUAAUGUCAAAAUGACUUUAGCAUCACCUUGUACCUCCUUGGCACAAGAGUAAGCCCACCAGGGAGGAUCUCUGUAAAUUCCAAGACUGGACAGACCUUUCCUGGUCUCACUGUAUUCCUCAUGAGAGAAAUCACACUGAAGAGAAAAACCUAUGAAAUAAGGAACAUGGGAAAGUCGGUAACGGGUGGGCAAACUAUGGCCAGCUGUCUGUUUUUGUACAGCUGGCAAGCUGAGAAUAUUUGUUGCAUUUUUAAGAAGAAAAAUAUGUGCUAGAGAUCAUGUGUGCCCAACAAAGUUUAAAAUACUGUCUGGCCCUUUACAGAAAAAAAUUGCCAGUCCUUGGUCUA
This is a messenger RNA of Aethalodelphis obliquidens (Pacific white-sided dolphin), 2740 nucleotides long. RefSeq names its product zinc finger protein 317 (gene ZNF317). Lineage: Eukaryota; Metazoa; Chordata; Mammalia; Artiodactyla; Delphinidae. Bases 244 to 2106 code for a protein of 620 amino acids. The transcript is spliced from 7 exons. Gene Ontology annotation, biological process: regulation of DNA-templated transcription. Gene Ontology annotation, molecular function: RNA polymerase II cis-regulatory region sequence-specific DNA binding; DNA-binding transcription factor activity, RNA polymerase II-specific. The record is from RefSeq and is a predicted model, not a curated record.